AUGCUGUGCUACCGGAAGCGCACGAGAAAAGAGCUGAGGGAGGUGGCAUGGGACCAGUGGUUGUCAAGUCCUAUCCCUAAGGCUGGGUGGUCGCCAUUUGCGUGCCGGAGUUGCUUCCGCGAGGGCGAGCCUGUCCCGCUUCAUAGACGUCUCGGUUGUGAGCACACGUUCCCGGAUGAGCUCAAGGGCCUGACGCCGGUGGAGGAGAAGCUGAUCGCGCUGAACUCGUGCUACGGAUUCCACGUCAAGGGCCACAUCACGGUGUUCCCAAACAACGUACAAGAGCUGGCGACGGACGUGCUGCCGCACCCUCUCUUCCAGGUAAUGGACGAGAUCCACGUCUCGUGGCAGGGGGCGCUAAGGCCGACACCGAGCGAUCUGUCGAGUCUCCUAUCGGUGAGGCGGCGAGUCGUCGAGAGAGCCCUUGUCUGGUUGAAGAGGAACAACCCCCACUACGCCGCGAUCGAGAUCGACGCGGCAGAGAUGGAGAGCUGGGGAGACCCGGCCCACGGGGUGCCGCCGUUGGUGUACGAGCGCCUGGAGCGGAACGAGCCGUCGGCGUGGGAGAAGACGCGGACGGCGCACGUCGUGCCGCCCACGGAGCGGGCCAUGGACGACGAGGGGGCGGUGGAGAUCGAAGAAGUCCUCGCCAUGCUCAACCAAGGAAAGCACGACGAGUCGCGAGGCCGGCGAGCCAGAGGCAAGCGAGGUGGACGAGGGAUGUUUGCGUUGGACGGACCGCCCGACGUGGCCGACGUCGACAAGCUGCGCAUGCUGAGCGUGACGAGGAAGAACUUCCGCAAGGUGGAGCGCAUCGUACGGUCGCUGACCGCAGACGGUAUGCGGCACAAGAUCCUGGCGCUCAUCGUCCGCUACGGCGUGCCUGCGAUCUGGUUCACGAUCAACCCAAACGACAUCACGAACCCGGUGAAGCUCCGACUGGCAGCGUACCGCACGCGCGACCCUGAGGCGGCCGAGGAGUUCCUGCGGAGCCUCGAUAUGUCGUUCAAACGGGUGAGGCUGUCCGUCUCCGACCCGAUGAGCUCAGCCAUGUUCUUCCACCGGGAGAUGACGCUGUUCUUCGAGCAUUACGUAAAUGCAGGGGAGUCGGUGUUCGGGCGCAUCGGCCACUACUACGGUGCCGUGGAGACCAACGAACGAGGAUCCCUUCACGUCCACGGGCUGCUCUGGUUACACGGAAACGCGCACCUGAGCUCCAUGCUUUCCGACGCCCACGGGGAGGAGCAGGCGGCGUACCGUGAGCGAAUCAUCCGCUAUGUCGAUAGCGUCUUCUGUGAGGACUUGGACCAGGAAGGCUUCUGCGCCGUGCAGGCGGAGCGUUCGGUGACGUCUGACGUCUCAUCCCUGCUGGACAGUGCCGAGCAGUUCUCGGCCGGAUUCGAAGAGGAAGCCAACUUCUGCGCCGGCGCGACGCAGAUCCACACCCACAGCCCGACAUGCGUCAAGUACUCCCUGGGCAACAAGGGGCGAAGGGGCGACCUCUGUCGCUUCAAGGCGCCAUGGAAGCUGGUCGAGGACGACGCUCUCACAGGACGGCGUGCUGCGGAUCCGCAGGACGCAUCCCAUGCGACGCAGCGGAAGACCAUGGCUCUCGUCUAUUACGUGACGAAUUACGCGACCAAGGUAGAGGACCCGACGUGGAAGCGCGUCGCCGCGGCCGCGGAACUGCUGCCCGUCGUCGCAGCAGGUGGCCAGCCGGGUGCCAGGGAGGAUGCCGGAAAUGGCGUCGUCGGCGGCGACGACGGAACCAAGAAUAAUAAGACGCGGCAGUUUCUGAUGAGAGUGGCGAACAGGAUAUUCACGGAGCGCGCCCUGUCGCAAGUCGAGGUCGUCGCCCAUCUCCUGGGAUACCCGAGCGAGUUCACGAGCAGCAGCGCCUGGGCGUACCUGAACGUGUCGGUGCUCUACUGGCACGUCUCCAGGCGCUGGCGACACCUUCGGCAGGAGAGCGGCACCGCGGUCGCAGACGUGUCCGUGGACGAGUCGGUCGCCGUGGAGGAAGCAGGCGAGAGGAUCAGCUUCGCCGAGGCGUACCAUCAUCGCGGACACGUCCUACGAGGCUUGUGCCUAUAUGACUAUGUUUCGCUCGUCAGGCUCCAACGCGUCGGCAAGGACGGGUGCUCCGGUGCCUGGGGAGAGGUGCCUUUCGAGCGGCUGGGUGGCCGGCAAAGACUGGGUGCAGCAAGGAUUUCGAGCAAGACGACGAGGAACAAUGCCACCGCCGAGCAGCCGUGCAGCAUCUUGCCCUAUUCGCGCCGUGGGAGACCUUUCUUAGCGAAGAGCGAGGCGACAUCAACGAGAUAUGGAGGCGCGCACGAGCGGCUUCCGCCAAGAACCUCGUGCCUCGUCGAUAACGUUCAACUACUCCGGCGGUCCGCCGAGGACGCAAAGCGAGACGCCAAGCAAUGGGCAGCGUCGUCCGGCGACGGGGAUCCGGCCGGCGCACCUGGCGAUUGGGGAGGAUGGGGAGGGCCGGGCGAGGCGGACCGCGAGGCGGGAUCCGCGUACCAGUCCGACAACGUCGGAAACGCAACGCGACUGAUCGAUGUCGUUAGAAGCGCGACCGGCGCGAACCAGAUCACGGCGGGGUCGCGGGAGCUUUCGGGAAUGAUGCAGCAGCUCUCCCGCUUCCAGCAAUCAGCGCUAGCCUCGACGGCCGAGCUCCGGGCCACCGUCGUGACCGAACGGGAGAGGGUGAAGAUGAUCCAGGGCAUACAAAGCAUGGCCCCGGCCCACGGUACCGAUCGCGGCGCAGCGGAGCGGAGCGUGCUCGCCGGCUUCGGGGAGGAAGACGUCCAGGUGACGCGAGUGGAAACCGAGGAGAGGGCAGGUAACGCGGAGGCCGGCAUGGAAGUCCGCCUCGGCCCAUCCACCUCCUUUCACGAGGCCGGGAAAGACUUGACAAGACGAUUGACGCUAAACAAGAAGCAGGCGAUUGCCUUCUCCAUAAUAUGCCGCCACCUGGACUCGAUGCGGCAAGGAGACGGAGGCGACGUCAGCCAGCUCUGUCAGUUCGUCGGCGGCGAGGGCGGCACCGGCAAGUCGCGCGUCAUCGAAGCACUCGUGGGCCUCUUCGCCGCGAAGGACCUCUCGCAUCGCCUGCUGAUCACGGCGACGUCGGGGACCGCCGCCGCGCGGUCAACGGCAUCACCAUCCACUCGGCCUGCGGCUUCACCAAGGACCAAGGGCCGGGCGCGAACACGGCGAGGACGUCGACGGCGUGCGGUUGCCGAGGACAUGCUCGUCAUCGACGAGGUGAGCAUGCUCGGCGCGCGGACGCUGCACGCCUUCCGCCCGGUCCAGGAGAGGUCGAUCCUGCUGCCGAGCGCGGCCGUCUCGUGGGACGAGGACAACUCGUUCAGGGCCGAGCAGCGCCACCAGCACGACAAGGCGCACGCGCUGUGGAGGCGGUUCACGACGGCCGUCAUGCUGGACGAGCAGAUGCGCGCCGCCGGCGACCCGGAGCUGCAGCGGCUGCUGAAGCGGAUCCGCGGGGGCGUGCAGGACCACACGGACCUGGAUCUCCUCAACUCGAGGUGCCACCGGGAAGGCAGGCGGAUCCCGUGGGAGACGGGCAUCACCGUGGUGACGCCGCUCAACAGGAAUCGGUGGAACCUCAACAUGGAGGCGAGCCUGGCGUUCCAGAUCCAGCAGCGGUCGACGGUGCGCAUCUUCCUCUCCGAGCACAAGUGGAAGGACGGCCUGCCGACCGAGGAAGAGGCCAUCAUGAUGCUGAACCAGGGCGACGACAGCGCGAUCCCGGUGCCGGCCGUCUUCAUGUUCGUGCCGGGGAUGCCGGUCGUCGUGAACCACAACACCCACCAGGGGCUGAAGCUGGUGAACGGUGCUAGCUACACGGCGGUGGAGGUCAUCGUCGACAAGGCGCACCGGGGCAUCGGAUCUCGGCCGACAUGA
Molecule: messenger RNA, 3936 nt
Organism: Hirsutella rhossiliensis
Lineage: Eukaryota; Fungi; Ascomycota; Sordariomycetes; Hypocreales; Ophiocordycipitaceae
Product: AAA domain-containing protein
Exons: 13
Coding region: 1-3936 (1311 amino acids)
Source: RefSeq, a predicted model, not a curated record